AUGUUUCAUAUUUCAUGUUUGAAGCUUAGAAUCUUAAACUACAAUGUCUGUGACGAAUUCUGUGCGCUUUUGCAUAAGGAUACCACUAUCACUAUGAACAUGAUCAUGAAGUCAAACACGAGGUUGUACCGAGGUUCCCACAAAACUGCAAAGCAUUACCGCAAGUUUCGAUGUGAAAGCUCAGCUAAAGGUUCCCUUUUGACUGGAACUAUGGAGGAAUUACAGCAUGAAUCAUGGAAACCAUUGAAAGGGAUUGUCUUGAGCUCUGCAAAUUAUGUUCCUUUAACACCUAUUAGUUUCUUGGAUCGAGCAGCUCUAGUUUAUAGCAAAAGGAUCUCCAUCAUUUAUGGAUCCAUCAAGUAUACAUGGGAAGAAACACAUCGUAGGUGUAUGAAGCUUGCAUCUGCUCUAAACCAUUUCGGGGUUUCUCGUGGAGAUGUUGUAGCGACACUAGCACCAAAUGUCCCUGCAAUGCUAGAACUUCAUUUUGCUAUUCCCAUGGUUGGAGCAACCAUUUGCCCAUUUGAUAUACGUCUAGAUCCAGAUAUGCUCUCAACCCUUCUCAAUCAUUCCAAAGCCAAGAUACUCUUUGUUGAUUACCAACUACAGCAAAUUGCUACGGAAGCUGUCAAUCUUCUCAAGAACACACACUCAAAAGCCCCACUCGUUAUUGUAAUAUCUGAACCCAACUACCGCCGUUCCUUCAAACACAUACGUAAACAUGAUUAUGAGAGCUUUCUGGAAGAUGGAGUUGCUGAAUUCUCUAUAGUCCGACCACAUCAUGAAUGUGACCCCAUCAGUUUAAAUUAUACCUAUGGAACCACAUCAAGCCCAGAAGGCGUUAUUUGUAGCCACCGAGGAGCUUAUCUUAAUUCGCUUUCCUCAGUGUUCAUACAUGGUAUGAUAGAUAUGCCUACAUACCUGUGGACGUUGCCUAUGUUUCACUGUAAUGGAUGGAGCUUCACGUGGGGCUUAGCUAUAGUUGGUGGCACUAAUGUUUGCCUACGAUCUAUCACUCCUAAUGAAAUAUUUGAUAAUAUAGUGAUUCAUAAUGUCUCACAUUAUAUGUGCGGAGCUCCAACUAUUACCAGAGCAACCAAAGGGGCUUUUGAGGGAGGAUGGUCUCGAAGUGGAGAUCUUCCCAUUGAACAUCCAAACGGGGGUAUACAAGUAAUGGAUCACCCCAAUAACAUUGCAAUAUCUGGUGGUGAAAAUAUAUCAAUGAUUCAGGUAGAAGCUGUGAUUUAUAGUCAUCCUGCUGUUCUCGAGGUUGAAGUUGUUGCCAAGCCCGAUGAGCACUGGGGCCACACUCCAUUUGCAUUUGUCGAAUUGAAGGAAGGUGUUCAUGUUGACGCUAAAGAAGUUAUUAAUUAUUUCCGCGAUCGUAUACCACAUUAUAUGGCACCAAUGACGGUUAUUUUCGAAGAUUUGCCACGAAAUUUGACUGCUAAGGUUCAAAAGUUUUUGUUGAAGGAGAAGGCGAAAAAUCUCGGUGGCACUUUCUCCUCACCAGAAACUAGACCCUGGUAG
Messenger RNA from Lactuca virosa, 1530 nucleotides. The record is from the annotation of a GenBank genome assembly. NCBI's taxonomy places the organism in Eukaryota, Viridiplantae, Streptophyta, Magnoliopsida, Asterales, Asteraceae.